AUGGCAUUUCUUACAGAAGAAUUUUGCGCAAUGACUGCAUCAACCGCGUCCGAUCGGACUAUAGAAAAUGAAGACCUAGCCCGUGCAUCAUGUCGCCACUCACAGAUAAACGCCAUUGUGCGCAGUGCUCAACAAUUGGUCACAGCUUUAGCUAAUUUGUACAACUUCGAAAGACCAAGGUCGACGAACUCCUUCAUUGGUGUAGCGUCAAUUAUGGCUGCAUGUAUCAGAACUUUGGCUUUGAACCUGCUAUUCACAACCAUCAAUGGUGAAAACACCACAGACGGUGGAAUCAGUGAUAUCAGCAAUAAAUGUAAUGACACUACGGAGGAAGACGGAGAUAAUGACGUGCAAUCAUUUGUCUCAGGGGAUUCUACUAAAGAAUAUGUGAAGCGGGCCAAGGCGUACCGUGCGGGAUUCCCGCCUGACCAGGUCAUUCCGACCAAAAACGUUCGUCUCCAGAAUGGAGAGGUGGUCGAGGGAUCGGACAUUGACUUGGAAAAAGGUGUCGUGUGGAACAAAAACGGCGAAAUCCCGUGUCUGAAGAACGAGAUUGCACGAAAGUCUAAAUUGGAGAUAUUACCGACUGACGACCAGUGCGAACCUUCAUCUGCUGUUCAGACAACCACCGACGAGGACGAGUUCGAUUACGACGCACUUAAGGAGAUACCUUCCGAACAUAUCACGAUAGCGAUAUUCUGUGCGCUACCCUAUGAGAGUGUGGCGGUAAAGUAUAGUCUAGACGAGGAAUUCUCAUGCCGUUCAAAAGCCUUAGGGCCACAGAGAUACAUAUAUUCUUUUGGUCGUAUCAGAAAUCACAAUAUUGUGAUAGCUCGGCCUCAUCAAAUGGGAACUGUGAAGGCCGCCCAAUGUGCUUCAACCGUCAGCCAGCAGUUUCCCAAUAUCCGAUUUGCGUUGAUAGUUGGCAUUGGAGCCGGUAUACCCAACCUUCCAGAACAUGAUAUUCGACUAGGCGAUGUCGCUAUUAGUAUUCCCCAAGAAAAUCAUCCCGGCGUCAUCCAAUAUGACUUUGGGAAAUAUGAGAAAAAUACAUUCGUUCUUAAAGGAUCUCUUGAUAAGCCUCCACCAAUUUUGAUCAGUGCAGAUGGAUCACUGGUGGAAGAUGAAACAAUGAAACGGAGUCCUUUAAAAAGAAUCCUGAAAAUUAUCGAAAAGAAAUCCGGGUUUUCACGACCAAACACAGCCGAUGUUCUGUUCGAACAGGAUUUCCAUCACGUCAAGGAGAGCGGUGAUUGCAGUAGUUGCGAGACUUCUAGGGAAAAGAAAGUUGUUUAUCGUCAAUCUCGCGAUAACAGGUACCCUGUGGUCCAUCGAGGUCUUAUUCUCUCCGGGAGUGGUGUUAUAAAGAACCCAUUGGAUCGCGAACGGCUACGCCGAGGUCACAAAGAUGCAAUCUGCUAUGAAAUGGAAGCAGCCGGCAUUAUGGAUGAAAUCCCUUGCCUCGUUAUUCGAGGGAUAUGCGACUACGCAGAUACCCACAAACAGGAUGGGUGGCAUCACUAUGCGGCGGCUGUUGCAGCAGCCUACUGCAAAGCUAUUAUCAGCAAGGUAGACCAUCAAGACGUCGAACAGACGAGUAACCUGAAAAUUGACUUGACGAAACUACCAAUUGCUGAGGGGGCUUCUUUCGGCUCUUUUGACAACCAGCAUGAAGAAGAAUGCCUUCCUGGAACACGGGUUGAACUUCUCCAGUAUAUUUCUGAAUGGGUUGACGACUUGCAGGGCAAAGGUAUUUUCUGGUUAAAGGGGAUGGCAGGGACGGGAAAAUCGACAAUAUCACGUACAGUGGCUAGGUCUCUGCAAAAUAAAGCGUUACUUGGCGCAAGCUUCUUCUUCAAGAGGGGCGAGGGUGAUCGAGGUGACGCAAGGAAAUUUUUUCCGACAAUCAUUAGACAAUUAGUGAUCAAAAUUCCUCAACUGAUACCCGGUGUCAAGAAGGUACUUGAGGGUAAUCCAAUUAUUGCAACGCAAUCUUUAACGGAACAAUUUGAUAAAUUGAUUCUUCAACCACUAUCGGACAUUAAAUCGGCCGAUCAUCAGCCAUCUACUAUUAUAAUAGUUAUUGACGCACUAGACGAGUGCAAGCGAGAAGAUGAUAUUCGUGUCAUUCUUCGACUCCUGGCACGAGCACAGGUGCUAAACUCCUCUACACGGCUCCGAUUCUUUUUAACAAGCAGACCUGAAACGCCAGUUCGUCUAGGUUUUCAGAGACUAGCAGAUAAUAAUCGUCAAGAUCUGAUCCUUCACGAAAUUCCUAAGCCGGUCAUACAGCAUGACAUAGGCUUAUAUCUGAAGCACAGGCUGUCAGAAAUCAGAGAGAGCCGAUUCCUUCCUCCUGGCUGGCCUGGAGAGAUUCACAUACAGACUCUGAUUACAAUGUCAGUUCCAUUAUUCAUCUCUGCCGCUACGAUAUGUCGUAUACUAGGAGAUCUUAAUUGGGACCCGAUUGACAGUCUCUCUGAGAUUCUUACACAUCAACACGAAGAAUCUUGGUUAGGCGGAACUUACCUGCCUGUGUUAAAUCGACUUCUCACGAACCAAAUCGAUGCAAAGAAACAGCAGCUGGUCGCCCAAUUUCGAGAAAUAGUUGGUACUAUUAUCUUGCUAUACUCCCCACUUCCAAUAAGCCCACUUUCGGAGCUUACUGGCAUCUCAAAGGACUUAGUUAUAAUCCGACUUGGUCCACUUCACUCAGUCCUUAGCGUGCCAAAUGACGACACUACGCCAGUGAAGCUCUUUCAUCUCUCGUUUCGAGAUUUUCUUCUAGACUCAAAAACUCGUGAGAAGACGCCAUUUUGGAUAGACGAGAAAGAAAUACACCAUAAGCUCUUCAUGCAAUGUCUGAAGAUCAUGGACCGCUAUUUAAAAAGGAAUAUCUGUUUCGUACUAGAAGAGGGUACACAACGUACUGAAAUAGAUGAUCAUUCUAUUAAUCAGUAUCUCCCAUUCGAAUUGGAGUACUCAUGUCGUUAUUGGGCAUAUCAUUUGACUCAAAGCAAGAAUCCAGUCCAUGAAUUAAAUGAUGCUUUUCAAUUUCUUGAAACCCAUUUUCUUCAUUGGGUGGAAGCAAUGAGUAUUUUGAAUAUUAUUUCUGAAGUCGUCGCAGCAAUAGAUAUUUUACACUCAAUUACACAAGAUAUAAAAUCUAAAAUACCACAAUUUCUACAUGAUGCGAAACGGUUCAUUCUUCGAAAUCUACAAAUAGUCGAUAGUUCACCACUUCAACUAUACUCUUCGGCACUCAUGUUCGCUCCAGAAAACUCGAUAGUUAGGCAGAAAUUCAUCAAGGAUCGACCCGAUUGGGUACGCGGGCUACCAAAGGUAGACGAAUCCUGGAGCGCAGAAUUACAAACUCUUGAGGGCCAUUCAGAUAGAGUCGGCUCUGUAGCAUUCUCACCAGAUGGUCUGCUGCUAGCUUCAGGCUCUGAUGAUAGCACAAUCAAAAUUUGGAAUACCACAGGAACUCUACAACAGACUCUCGAAGGCCAUUCAGAUAAAGUCAACUCUGUAGUAUUCUCACCAGAUGGUCUGCUGCUAGCGUCAGGCUCUAAUGAUAGCACAAUCAAAAUUUGGGAUACUACGGGAGCUCUGCAACACACUUUUGAAUCCCUAAUAAAACGAAUUAUGUCUGUAUUAUUUCUACCAGAUAAUCGCUUGCUAGCAUCUGGCUAUACUGGCGGUAUAAUUGAACUUUGGGACACUACCACAAGAUAUCCACUGACUCUUGGCUACCUACCUGACGUGUAUCCUUUGUCUAUGGCAUUUUCCAUCGAUGGCCGGCUGCUAGCGUUAGGUUGCACAAAUGGGAUACUCCAACUCUGGGAUACUAUCUCAGGAACUCUACAUUAUGCUCUUAACGGUCACUCAGAUUCAGUUUUUACCGUGGAAUUCUCACCAGAUGGCCAGCUGCUAGCAGCAGGCUCCAGAGAUAACACUUUUACGCUUUGGGAUACUGUCACAGGAUCUCUAAAGAAGACUUUUAAAUGUGCAGCCACGGUUGGGUCUGUGACAUUCUCGUCGGAUGGACUGCUACUGGCGUUCGGCAACUCUUCGUCGAACAUUCACCUUUGGAAUACUGUUACGGAAGAUUAUCAACAACUUUCUGAAGCCAAUUUUGGUGGAGUCACUUCCAUAAAAUUCUCACCAAAUCGCCAGCUGCUAGCAUCAGGUUCUGCUGGCAAUACAGUCAGGCUUUGGGAUACUUCUAUAUCAGUUUUGCAACAGGCUUCUGAAAAUCACUUAGGUCCUGUGCAAUGUAUAGCAGUGUCGCCAAAUGGCCAGUUAUUCGCAUCAGGUUCUAAUGAUAGAACAAUAAAAAUCUGGGAUUAUACUACAGGAGUCUUACAAAAGACUCUUAAAGGGCAUUUAUCUAUCAUUGAGUCUGUAAUAUUUUCACCAGAUACCCGGCUACUAGCAUCAUGUUCUGAUGAUAAUACAAUAAAGCUCUGGGACACUGCUACAGGAACUCUGGAAAACACUCUUGAAGGACAUUUAGAAGAAGUGUAUUCUGUGACAUUCUCCUCGGAUGGCAAGUUGCUAGCCUCAGGCAGCCAAGAUGGAACUGUUAGGAUCUGGCAGGUUGUUACAGGAGCUCUGCAGAUGACUUUUGAAGGCCAUUUAGAUGGGGUACUUUCUGUGGCUUUCUCUUUAGAUAACCGACUGCUGGCAUCAGGCUCUUUUGAUAACACAAUCAUGAUCUGGGAUGUGGCUACAGGAGCCCUGAAAAAUACUCUAAAAGACCAUUUAGAAGGUGUUUUUUCUGUGGCAUUGUCACCAGAUGGCAAGCUGCUAGCAUCAGGAUCUUAUGAUAAUGAAGCCAAGCUCUGGAAUAUUUCCACGGGAACUCUGCACCAGAGUCUAACCCUUGAUGGUGGGGUUACUGAUCUCAAUUUUACUGAAGACAGCUGUUAUCUGAACACCAAUUUGGGAACCAUCAACAUUCAGACUUCGUAUAAUAAUGGCACCUGGUUCAACUUAUUAUCUGGAACUAAAGUUGGUCUAUUUAUACAAAAAGAUCACUGGUAA
Talaromyces rugulosus is the source of this 5046-nucleotide messenger RNA. RefSeq lists its product as uncharacterized. NCBI's taxonomy places the organism in Eukaryota, Fungi, Ascomycota, Eurotiomycetes, Eurotiales, Trichocomaceae. Gene Ontology annotation, cellular component: transcription repressor complex; nucleus. The record is from RefSeq and is a predicted model, not a curated record. Gene Ontology annotation, molecular function: catalytic activity; protein binding. The transcript has 8 exons. Gene Ontology annotation, biological process: negative regulation of transcription by RNA polymerase II; nucleoside metabolic process. Bases 1 to 5046 code for a protein of 1681 amino acids.